GCGGUGCAGCUUUGCCAUAGGCUUCGUCUAGGCGUGCGCGACCAACCUGGUAUUGUUACCACCAUAGUGUCUUUUAAAAUUAUUCGUGGUUGAUGUGUCUGUUGAACGACAGCUGUGAAUAAAACAAGGUUCAACAGAUAUGGCUAUUCUUAGGAGAUGCUGUUGUUGUUUUCCUCUGCGAGGGGGAACAGUUACCCUUGGAGUCAUGGGAUUUACUGGGGCCAUCACAGUCAUCAUUUAUCUGAUUUUGUCCUUGAUCUAUGUUGAUGAAAUAGCAACAUUUGUCAUGGAGAAGAUCAUUGAUUUUCCCAGGGCCUUCGGAACUAGACAUGUCCCUAAAGAAGACCAAGAUAAAAUGAAAGAGGAACUUCAUGAAAUCUUAGUCCAUGUAUAUAGAAUUUAUGUAUUUGUCCUUGCAAUACCGGGAGAAAUUCUUGGUGGAAUAUUGGCUGGACUAUUAGUUUGGGGAGCCGUGAAGAAACGCCGCAACUUCCUCCUACCGUGGCUCAUUUAUGCUAUAAUGGUCAUGGUAGUUACUGUCGUCUGUAUUAUCACCUGUGUCGUCAUUCUACCAGUCUCCUAUGGCAUUACCUUUUUAAUCAUCGGUGUACUUGAACUACUGGUUAUGAUCUACUUCUGGCUGGUCGUGUUCAGCUUCUUCCAGCAAUUGCGUGAAAAUGACCAGAUGAACAUAAAUUCUCCUGCGGAAAUGAAACGUCUCACUUCGCAUGUGUAAUACGUCCCUUAGACGCAAAUCACCUUCCAAACGCCUGAAUCAUGACUUUUCCCACUUAAGUGGCAAUCCUAAUUUAAUAAUAAUGCCAAGUAAAACACAAAAUGUUAUACAAACCCGGUUAUGUAUAGCAAUACGCCAUAUAGCUCUCCAUGUCAAACAGUAAUCAAUUCAAUUCAAUCAGUAAUUAAACCUUAUAAUCUACGUAGUCUAGUCUUGAAUCUCCGUAACUUUUGGUGGAGGUAAAUAUUUUAUAGGAUAUUUAAUAUUCCAAAUCAAAUAACGUUUCUCAAAUUAAGUAUUCUCUAUUAAAUCUCGAAAUCAUACAGCUUAACACUGAUGACGCUUUUUGAAUUUCAUAAUGAUCUGGAUAAUAAAUGUUCCACAUACUA
Molecule: messenger RNA, 1125 nt
Organism: Daphnia magna
Lineage: Eukaryota; Metazoa; Arthropoda; Branchiopoda; Diplostraca; Daphniidae
Exons: 5
Coding region: 140-736 (198 amino acids)
Source: RefSeq, a predicted model, not a curated record